AUGAAAAGCACUAUCGUCAAAACUGAGGUAUUCUUGGUUCUCUUCAUGUUGAUGAACUCUCUUUUUAUGAUCUUAGAAGCUCGCCCAUUCAGUAUCAUUGACAGAAAAAACUCUGAUACUAGAGAUGAAGUCGUCGAUUUUUUUGGUUGGUUAUCUCAUUCUGUUGGAGAAAUCAAGCAAGCCGUGCCAGUUGAGACUCUCGGAGGGAUUAAGGAUUCUGGUCCAAGUUCUGGAGGGGUGGGACAUAAAUUCACCAACGUAAACACACUCGGAGGGAUUAAGGAUUCGGGUCCAAGUUCCGGAGGGGUGGGACAUAAAUUCACCAAUGUAAACACACUCGGAGGGAUUAAGGAUUCCGGUCCAAGUUCCGGAGGGGUGGGACACAAGUUUACCAACAGGGAGACUCUUGGUGGGAUUAAGGAUUCGGGCCCAUCACCUGGCCAAGGACAUUGA
Lathyrus sativus (Indian pea) is the source of this 453-nucleotide messenger RNA. Lineage: Eukaryota; Viridiplantae; Streptophyta; Magnoliopsida; Fabales; Fabaceae. The record is from the annotation of a GenBank genome assembly.